Molecule: messenger RNA, 1214 nt
Organism: Olea europaea var. sylvestris
Lineage: Eukaryota; Viridiplantae; Streptophyta; Magnoliopsida; Lamiales; Oleaceae
Product: ras-related protein RABF2a-like
Exons: 5
Coding region: 186-674 (162 amino acids)
Molecular function (GO): GTP binding; GTPase activity
Source: RefSeq, a predicted model, not a curated record
UCCCAAAGUCUUGAGAGCUCGAGCAAGAAAAUUUGAGGGAACUUUCCUUUUCCAUUCACGCGUAAGUAAAUAAAGAGACUUCCUCGAGAAUUAUUCCCUCGUAAUUCUCUAAUUCUCUCAUAUGAUACCCUAAAAACAAUCUUUAUCUGUUGAUUUGUAUUUGAAUUUUAUUGAAUUAAGAACCCAUGGCCUCCAGCGGAAACAAGAACAUCAACUCCAAGCUGGUGCUUCUUGGAGAUUCUGGAGCUGGAAAAUCCAGUCUAGUCCUGCGAUUUGUAAAGGGGCAAUUUAUUGAAUUUCAGGAAUCAACUAUUGGCGCUGCCUUUUUCUCACAAACAGUGGCUGUGAAUGACACAAAUGUAAAAUUUGAAAUAUGGGAUACAGCUGGUCAGGAGAGAUAUCACAGCUUGGCUCCAAUGUACUAUCGGGGAGCUGCUGCGGCUGUGAUUGUGUAUGAUAUCUCAAACCAAGAAUCCUUUGAGCAGGCCAAAAAAUGGGUUCGGGAGCUUCAAGCACAAGGAAACUCUAACACGGUUAUGGCGCUUGCUGGGAACAAGGCUGAUUUGUUAGAUGCGAGAAAGGUUCCAGAAGAGGCAAGUUAUUUUUUCUUCCACUCCUUUUUCAGUUUUCCCUUUUUUGAAAAUUUUCUGUUCCAAUUAAUAUAUAUUGAAUAAGGGUAAUUGGCCCAAAACACCCCUAUCUUUUCCAUGUUUUAUGCAAAUUGACUCAACUUUCAUUUUGGCGCAAUACACUUUCAAAUCAACCAAAUGUUGUGCGAAACAACCAUGACAUCUAAUUCCUUUAUCAAAGCCUCGUAAAAUGAUGAAUUUAUCUUCAUUCUUACAUAAACAAAAGAAAAGAAAAAAAUAAAGAAAUAAGUGCCAUAAGAUCCCAAAUUUUCAGACGGAGUAAACGAGAUCCUAUUAAAACAAUUUUUUUUUUAAAAAAAAAAAAAGCAAAGAAAAAUUAAAAAUUUAAAAAAAUCUCUUUCUUUUCCAGCCAACACUACCUACCCUCACCCAACCCCCUUCACCACCACAACCAUUACUCUCCUUUCCUCUCAAUUAGAGAUAUAAAAGAAAGAGUAAAUAAAAUUCAUUUUGUUCUCUAGCCAACCCACAUCCAAACCUCUAGCGUUGAUAGCUUCAACUCCGUCCACGACCCACACAUGAGAGCACCGACAACCGCCAUCUAAAACAUUAGAACAAUUACCA